AUGGCUAGAUGCAAAAAAACAGAACUAAAUCAACUCCAAAUUGAUGAGCACUACGAUAUCAUGCUAAAGUAUAACCUGAAAGCGACUCCGUCAUCAAUGCUUCCAAUGUUUUCCGACAUCAGCCAUGUAUCCAGUGCUAAUUCACAGUAUCAGGAUGUCUGUAGAAGAGAAAAAGAAAGUCAAUUACGAAAUGAUAAAUUGCUUUAUGAUUUGGAAGUUGCUUGCAAGCAUUCCACGCUACUAGACUCCAAGCUAUUUGAUUUGCAGACUGCUAGGGAUCAAUACAAAGAAAUGGCAAUGAAAUAUAGUGCAAAAUUGAAGAUUGAAGCUACUGAAUCGUCUAUAGCACCAUCCAGUAACGUACUUCAUAUUCAUACUAAGUCAGAUAGUUACGAUCAGGAACGACCAGAUGAAGUAAAAUUGCCAUUACCAAAAUCAUCACUAAUAUUGAAGCCAGCUGACGAUAUUCCUAGCCUGAUCCAAGCAGCACAGCAGAUAAGCAAUCUCUCUGGUCACCACAAGCAGUAUCCAUUAAUAGAUGACAAGUUGAUGCAACCUUAUCAAGAUCAUCUGCAAGCUGAUGAUAUCAAUGCAUCCAAUGUUACAGAUUCGAUCAAUAGUAGUAAUCAAGAAGAAAUACCAAUAAUUAAGCCAUUGCCAACAAUCGAUGAUUUAUUGAUGACCGCUGGCCAAGGCAAUAAACAAAAUAAUAAUAAAAAUAAUAAUCCUUUAGAUUAUGAGCACAAGCUUACAGACGACAGUAUAUCUAUGAUACCACAUGAUGAGCAAGAUAAUUCAAGUAAAUCUGAAAAAAGAAAUGAGCCUUCGCUAAUGCCAAUAAUAUCAGGUAAACAGGUUGAAGAAAGUGCUGGUGAUAGCCCGAAGAAUAGUACGUUAAUAAAACACGAGGUAGAGAAUGAUCAUUUCAAUCCAAAAGCACUGAAAAAUGACGCAUCGACAGUGGUUAUGAUUGAGAGUAGUGUCUUACAACCGAAAAUUAAUGAGCAACAUGAUAUUCAUAUUUAUGCUACAGAUAGCAAUAGCGAUGAACAGUCCUCUGUUGGUAAUAUUAUUUCGCACAAAAGUGAUGAUGUCGAUGACCAAGAUAAGGAAAUGGUCUCACAAGAUAUUAACCGUGAAGUAGUUAUAGUUCAAGAUGUAGAUGAUAAUAAAAAUCGUUCUAGUGACGACAACAAUGAGAAAGAUCGCAUCACAUCAAAAUUAUCAUUCGAGUCCUCAACAUCUGAUGAUGAUAGCUCUUCUAUUGAGCAAUCUAUUAGCUCUAAGAAAUCGUUAUCUAAUAUAGAGGAAUCCAUUAAAUACGACCAAAGUGAGAACGAAAACCAACAACAAUUAUCUACGAACAAAGGUAAAAUAUUUAAUAAUUGUUAG
This is a messenger RNA of Trichoplax adhaerens, 1392 nucleotides long. RefSeq lists its product as uncharacterized. The record is from RefSeq and is a predicted model, not a curated record. The transcript is spliced from 4 exons. Bases 1 to 1392 code for a protein of 463 amino acids. Lineage: Eukaryota; Metazoa; Placozoa; Uniplacotomia; Trichoplacea; Trichoplacidae.